AUUGUGCUUCGAGUAGUUCUGUACCGAUUUUCGAGUAGUUGUCGUUGUCUUGAAAAAUCUGGCAUCUCUGGUGACAAUUUAUUAUAUGUGCCGUAAACAAUAUGUAGUUCGUUCAAUAUUAGAUAUUAUGUAUAAAUAAACCAACAAAUGAACGCUGUGAAUGCUGAGGCAAUUUAGUAGUAGAAAUUGCAUGUGUUUAUAGCCAAAAAUGGUUGAAAUAUGAUAGCAUAAUUGUGCCACAUAUGAAAUAAUGUGGCUUCAAACUUUAUUGUAUACACGUUCUCUGAAAUCGCUUUUCAACAGCGAUUUUAGUGCUCAAAGAACAAUCAAUUGUAUAUUUUGGUUAUGCUGUCUGCUGGCGCUACUUUUUGUCUACUUCAAAAAAAGCUUAAAGCUUGUUUUACGCCGUGGUCAUAUUCAAGCAAUCAAACAUUCCCAAACCGUGCAGCAUGCUUGGAAUAUUUGUUUUUAUCUCGCCGCUACGCUAUUUUUAAACUUGUAUCACAAACUUUUAAUAAGUCCAGAGAUUGUUAAUCAGAGCAGUAAAUACUUUCCUCAAUAUAACAACACUAUAUUUCUUGCUGCUUGUGAUAUAAUAAAGUUUGAGAUCGUUACUAUGGUAAUGGUAGCCUUCGAUACAAUUGGCGCGCUAACACGCCUUAGAAAUUCGGAUUUUUCGGAGGCCGUCCAAAAGUUGCUUUAUGCCUCAUUAUUGAUCUGCUGUUUUGUUUUACGCUUGGAAAACUAUAGCAUAAUGCUGAACGCCUAUUUAGGUGUUUUUAAUGCUUUUCAGGAGAUUUUACUUCUGCUUUCACUACAUAUCAGUGAAAAAAGCGAUACGACACUAAAACUUUUUGUGAUACUUAAUUUUAGUUCAUGGUCGUACUUAUUCCUUAACAUAUUACCAUUUGAGUUUCUCAUUCCUACACUGUACGCCAACAAUAAAGAGCUCCACUUAUACUUAAAUAUAUUUUUUUGGGUAUGGUACUGCUCGAGCAUAUGGAAUUCUCCCAUUCUUAAAUUAUUGUACCAUAAAAUUUACCAUCUAAACCCUAAUGAUUGUAUAGGCGGAGAAUCAUCGCUUCGAUGUAUCCUUCUAGGAGACAGCCGUAAUUACCGACAUCAUCGUAAUAUUGAGAGAGCUCUUCUUGAAUUAAAACUUUAUUACAGCAAAGAUAAGCUUACUGGAACAAGACACGACAACAACGACAAUUCCUCUGUUAAGGCUUUUCAAACAAUUAAAUGCGUACUUGCAUUGAAACGGAAAUUGAAAAGGAUGCGAGAAAAUAGAGAACAAAUUUCGGAGGACUAAUUUUCUUGCAUUUUUGAUGGAGACAUUUGUACAUAACCUCAACACAAUUUAUACUGUCCGGUUACAAUCCAAGAUUACCAUGCAGU
Messenger RNA from Sabethes cyaneus, 1398 nucleotides. RefSeq lists its product as uncharacterized. The coding region runs from base 251 to 1312 and encodes 353 amino acids. NCBI's taxonomy places the organism in Eukaryota, Metazoa, Arthropoda, Insecta, Diptera, Culicidae. The transcript is spliced from 6 exons. The record is from RefSeq and is a predicted model, not a curated record.